Messenger RNA from Gryllus bimaculatus (two-spotted cricket), 2374 nucleotides. The record is from the annotation of a GenBank genome assembly. NCBI's taxonomy places the organism in Eukaryota, Metazoa, Arthropoda, Insecta, Orthoptera, Gryllidae.
AUGUCCAGAAUAUCACGUGGCUCAGAAAGGAAUAUGCUAACACAAUUCCAACUACCAAGUAGGCACGUGUAUGAACCACAACUAAGUGAUACAUCCUUGACUAUUCUGCGGGAGGAGGACGAUGACGAAGAUGGCACAAUCCAAGAACCAGUAGUUCGUUUGGAAAGUGUAGAAAAACAGGUGCUACAUUAUCAGAUGAUGCGAUCAAUACAGAUGUUACUAUGUGGAGAUCCUAUUGGCACUGUUACUCAACUAAACAUUCUCUACGAUUUAGAAUUGGAUUCCAAAUUCAUUCAAGAUAUUCUCAUUAAAUAUCGUGGAGUUGAAAUAAUGACGAACUUACUGGAAGUUCGCGAUCCACGUUGCAUAGUGGCUUCAUUACGAAUUUUAAAAAAACUUGCAAAUAACAACAGAAUGAGAUGGUAUGAAACAAACCUUGGAAUUGUGAAACUUCUUGUUAAUUUACUCUCUUGUCCUAAUAUUGACGUACUUAUUCUGGCUUCGAAAACACUUUCGGAACUUUGCAAAAUUCAAAAACCCGCUCGUUUUCUUCGUAAAGAAGGCGGCAUUCCACUCAUUUUGGAUUUGAUUAAUUUGGACGACAUUACGUUAAACACGAGUACGGAGUUGCUUUCAGAAACACAAAAGAAACAACUGAAGUUAGCAAUUGCCGGAACAGAAACGUUGAAGGAAAUCGCCAAGUAUCCGAAAAGUGUUAACGUGCUGCACAAAAGCGGGUUCCUUCUUUGCACAAAGAAGAUAACGGAUUGCUGUCACAGAGACCUCCUCACCGAGAUGUUUGAACUUUUGGCUCAUUGCGCCGAGGAUGGUAAGUUUCGCAUCGCCAUCGAGACGCAGGGCAUCCUUCUGACGCUGCUACAGGGUCUGCAGGAGAACGUUCAGAGGCUGCGAGCGGCCUGUGCCAAAACAAUCGCCAAAUGCGCCAGCGAUAGCGAACUCACCUGCCAUAUCGUGCGCAUGCUGGGCGGCCUCAACGCCGUGGUGGACCUGACCAAGGACGUUCGUCAAGAGCACGACACGCUCGCCGGGCUGACGUUGGCCGUGGCCAAGCUGGCCCAGGACAACCGCAACCUCAAGAUCAUGAGCGAGCGCGGCCUCACCUUCAACCUCAUCAAGUUCAUCAAGUUCCACUCGGGCGACGACGAAAUCCUGAGCAACGUGAUGGAGGGGCUAGCGGAGUGCGGCCGGCUCGAGGAGAACCGCUCGACCAUCGCUCGGGCGGACGUGCUGCCCACGGCCAUCAUGCGUCUCAUGGGCAACGACCCUCGCGUGCUGUCGGCCGCCGCCAUGUGCCUGGGCACGUGCGCACGCAGCCCCGAGGUGGCGCAGAGGAUCAUGGAGCUGGACGGCUUCCGGAUGCUAAACACGACGGAUUCGGCGGAGGAGGUUCGCAGCAUCGUGGGCGGGCUGGGUCUGCUGACGAAGCUGUUGCUGUCCAAGGACAAAGACGUGAAGGUGCAGGCGUGCGGGCUAGUGGCGGAGAUCUCGCAAGACGAAGAGAACCUGCACAUCCUAUCGGACUGCGGACUGAUGCGCCUCAACAUCGCGGAGGCGAUUGCGUACGCCUCGACGAUCCGCAAGAACGCCACCGAGUUCGGGCUGCUGGGCGUCGUCACCGUCCUGCGCAACUUCCUCGUGUCGAAGAACGCGAUUCUGCACAUGCACACGAUGCGCGCGCUCGCCUCGCUCACGGAGGUGCCCUUCAACUGCGCCGUGCUGCACGAGUGCGACGGCGUGGAGCUCGUCCUCAACGACGUGCUGCAAGAUCUUGCGACGGUCGUGCUGCGCAACAUGAGGACAGUGGCCCUGAGCGCGGAGGACAAAGCUCUGAAGGAUGGGCGGAUGGACGUGUUCCAGCGCAUGACUGCACUGCCGAGAAAACCUGGUCUACGGGACUCUGAGCAGUUCAAUAGGGGCAUUAAAGACCAAGAGGAUAAGAUGCACCGGAAGAGAAUAGCAAAAGGCAAAAUCUAAAAUUGACGCGCUUCGUCAGUAGCAUUAUCUGACAUCAGUUCUCAAGCACAUUCACUCAAUAAUGACCAACAUUUUUACUUUGAUAUAUUUUUGUAAUUUGUAACUAAUAGCAUUAACAAUAUGUCAUAUUUUACAUUGAAUAUUUUAUAGGUAUUUUUGCUUCCAAAACAAUGUAUUUGCUUUUCGUAUCUAUUUACACCUAUUAAGCCGUAAUUAUACAUAUUUAAUUUUUAUGGAUAUUUGUAUAACAAUAUAUGUGUUUGUAAGCUGUAUAAAUAAAAUUGUUUUCGCUGUUCGUGAAAGAAUUUCUGUAACUGACAUACUAAUAGAAGCAGCUUAUUUCCGAAAGUUAGUUUUGACUAUGAAUAAGAUCUAUUCG